Molecule: messenger RNA, 2364 nt
Organism: Penicillium cataractarum
Lineage: Eukaryota; Fungi; Ascomycota; Eurotiomycetes; Eurotiales; Aspergillaceae
Product: glycoside hydrolase family 95 protein
Exons: 5
Coding region: 1-2364 (787 amino acids)
Biological process (GO): carbohydrate metabolic process
Molecular function (GO): alpha-L-fucosidase activity
Source: RefSeq, a predicted model, not a curated record
AUGAUGCAUCUAGGACUCUUAUUGAGCUGUAGCACACUUGCUACUGCUGCUUCGCUAUGGUCCUCGAAAUCAGCUUCUUGGGAUACAACCAACGAAGCGUUUGUUCUUGGAAAUGGAAAACUUGGCGUGAUGCCGUUUGGAGCAGCCGGAACUGAGAAGCUCAACCUCAAUUACGACGAGCUUUGGAGUGGAGGGCCAUUUCAGGUUGAUGAAUACCGUGGAGGAAACCCCAAUUCAAGUAUGGUGGGCAUCUUGAAUGAUAUCCGCGCUGAGAUCUGGAAGAAGGGAACCGGAAAUGACAGUCGAUUACAUGGUGACGAGAGUGGCUAUGGUUCCUACCACUCGUUAGCCAAUCUCACCGUCCAUAUCGAGGGUAUAUCCGGUGUGACUGGGUAUAAUCGAUCUCUAGAUCUGAGUAAUGGGAUACAUACGACAAGCUAUUCAACAGCGGAUGGCACCUACACCACGUCAAUCUACUGCAGCUACCCCCAGCAGGUCUGUGUCUAUCACCUGGCAUCACCCGUCGUACUGUCAAAUGUCUCAAUCUGGUUUGACGAGCUUGUGGAAUCGUCAUCUCUAUAUAAUACAACCUGUGGGUCCUCAUUCGCUCGGUUGCGCGGCAUCACUCAAGAGGGGCUCCCUCGUGGGAUGCUGUAUGACACCAUCGCGCAAAGCUCCCUUCCAGGCCAUUGUGAUGGCUCAACAGGUCGUCUCCGAAUCAGUUCUUCCAGCAGUAAAGCCUUGACACUAGUUAUAGCAGCCGGCACAGACUUCGACGCUACCAAAGGCAAUGCAGCCAAUGGGUUCACUUUCCGAGGCGAUGAUCCUGCGACACAAGUUCAAAAACUUACCAGCACCGCUUCUAAAUUACCAGAGUCAAAGCUGCGAGCUGCUCAUGUAGCUGACUAUGGAUCUUUGGCCAGUGCAUUCGUCUUAGACUUGCCAGACCGUCGUGGCUCGUCGGGAGCGGAGUUCUCAGAGCUUAUCACCAGAUAUAGCGCCAACUCAACAGCAGGAGAUCCGUUCCUGGAGAAACUCAUGUUUGAUUAUGGAAGACAUUUGUUCAUCUCAUCCUCUCGCGAGAACAGCCUGCCACCAAACCUGCAAGGAAUAUGGAGCUCGACGCAGACUGCAGCUUGGGGUGCAGAUUACCAUGCCAACAUCAACCUACAAAUGAACAUGUGGGGUGCGGAAGCAACUGGCUUGGGAGACUUGACGAUAUCCGUUUUCAACUACAUGGAGCAAACGUGGAUGCCUCGAGGUGCAGAAACCGCCCAGUUACUUUACGGAGGCAACGGAUGGGUGACGCAUAACGAGAUGAAUAUCUUCGGUCAUACAGGAAUGAAAACUUGGCAGACUUCCGCGGAUUAUCCUGCGGCACCGGCAUGGAUGAUGCAGCAUGUUUGGGAUCACUACGAUUACUCCCGCGACAGCGAGUGGCUCCGCAAACAGGGCUGGCCGAUGCUGAAAGGCGUUGCCGAGUUUUGGCUGUCCCAGUUGCAAUCCGAUCAGUUCACUAAUGAUGGUUCGCUCGUUGUUAAUCCGUGCACAUCCCCAGAACAUGGCCCCGUCACAUUUGGAUGUACCCACUGGCAACAGUUGAUCUAUCAGGUAUUCGAGACCAGUCUCCAGGCUGGAAAAACAGCGCAAGAUGGCGACGAAGCAUUCUUCGCCGAAGUGAGGAGCAAGCUAGCCAAGCUCGAUAAGGGCCUUCACAUUGGCUCUUGGGGAGAAAUCAAGGAAUGGAAAUUGCCCGAUAGCUACGGGUAUGAUGUCGAGGGUGACGAGCACCGCCACCUAUCCCAUCUGGUUGGUUGGUAUCCAGGAUGGACCAUUUCGUCAUAUCAGAAUGGAUAUUCCAAUGCUACCAUCCAGGAGGCCGUUAAUACCUCACUUGCCAGUCGCGGACCGGGAAUUUCAGACUCUAAUGCUGGAUGGGAAAAGGUCUGGCGAUCAGCUUGCUGGGCUCUCCUGAACAAUACAGAUGAAGCAUACUACGAGCUUCGCCUGACCAUUGACCAGAAUAUUGGUCAGAGUGGACUGUCACUGUAUAGCGGUGGAGAUAGCCCGUCCGGACCAUUCCAGAUUGACGCUAAUUUUGGAUUUGUUGGUGCUGUGCUCAGUAUGCUUGUCGUUGAUUUUCCUUUGGAUAGCUCGAGCUCCGGGUCUGCUCAUCGUACUGUGGUUCUUGGUCCAGCUAUUCCUAAGACUUGGGCGGGUGGCAGCGUUCGAGGCCUUCGCCUACGAGGUGGUGGAAGUGUAGACUUUUCGUGGGAUGAUAAUUGUGUGGUUGACAAAGUGCAGGCCAAGGGGCUUGCAAAGAACGUUCAUCUUGUCAAUGUUCAAGGGACGUCGUUAGCAUGA